GAGAUUUCCUCUGGAAGAUAUCCCUCAAGAUGAAAAGGAAGCUGCAAACUGGCUUCAUAAGCUUUACCAGGAAAAGGAUGCUUUGCAAGAGAUGUACAAUCAGGAAGGCAUCUUUCCUGGCCAGCAGUUUAAACCUCCUAGGAGACCAUGGACUCUCCUAAACUUUCUUUUUUGGGCCACAGUUCUCCUCUCUCCUCUCUUCACAUUUGGCUUUGGAGUUUUUGCAAGUGGAUCACCUCUCCUUAUCCUUGCAUUCCUGGGACUUGUUGGAGCAGCUUCCUUUGGAGUUCGUAGACUCAUAGGAGUAACUGAAAUAGAAAAAGGCUCCAGCUAUGGCAACCAGGAAUUCAAGAAAAAGGAAUAACUGACAGCUACAGUUCAACACAUAUAACCAGACUAUGGUAUCGGAUUAACUUCAGUGAAAAAACAACAACAAACACUUAGAAACUAUCUUUUUCUUAAUAACUGGUGACUAAUAUUAAUGAAUAAAACUUGAGCCAAGAAUGAAGAAGUUGGAGGCAUCAACUGAAGAGAACGCAUCAACUUUCUGCCUGUUUAAGGAUUACUGUAGUCAAACUAUGGGAGAAAAUCUGGGGUGGGGUGGAAGAAGACACUAAUUUUUCUUGCUUUGGGGGACUUGGGGGUGGGGGGAGAAAAGAGGGCAUUGGCCAUGGCCACGUGCAUCUUCAGAUGACUGAAUACACUGGUUUCUGUCAAGAGCACUGCACUCACUUUUACAACAAGAGCCGUUGAAUGUUUCCUCUUGCUAAAGCCAACGUAAUGUUUGUUGAUUUCCAACUUUUUUUUAUUAAUGAGCCAGGAAGAAACAACCCUUCUUAAAUUCAUUGGCAGAGGUUCAUUGGGUUAGAGUCAUUUUGGAAAGGCUGUGUUGUCAUGGCUACAGAUGAAAUCCUAUUUGUAUGUUACACUGAUACUUUUUAUUUUCAGGCAAUGUCUUAGAACUUCUGUAAUGAGAGAGAACGGAUAGUGGCGUUUGGAAGCAGUGCGUUAUUGAUCAGGACAUACCAUAGAACAGAUCCACUAGUAUUAAAACAGUAUAAAGUUCUCAUCCUAUCUCCUGCUAACUGCUCAAGGCGGUUUAAUUUCAAAAUAUUACUUCAGUCUUGAGAGUUGUUUGCCCUGUUUCACAUCAGACGUGUAUGAUA
Molecule: messenger RNA, 1166 nt
Organism: Cariama cristata (Red-legged seriema)
Lineage: Eukaryota; Metazoa; Chordata; Aves; Cariamiformes; Cariamidae
Product: 1-acyl-sn-glycerol-3-phosphate acyltransferase gamma-like
Exons: 3
Cellular component (GO): endomembrane system; endoplasmic reticulum
Molecular function (GO): 1-acylglycerol-3-phosphate O-acyltransferase activity
Source: RefSeq, a predicted model, not a curated record